Messenger RNA from Closterium sp. Yama58-4, 2781 nucleotides. The record is from the annotation of a GenBank genome assembly. Lineage: Eukaryota; Viridiplantae; Streptophyta; Zygnematophyceae; Desmidiales; Closteriaceae.
AUGAGCAUGACGUCAUCGUCACCGCAUGUCAUGGACAUGGCGACGAUAGACGACGCCGCAGCUGACGACGCAUACGCAACCGUCGAUGUCUGGAGCGAUGGCUUGCUCUCAGAAUCCGACGGCAGGGAUCAGUCCAGCCUCGGCCGGACCAUCGGUCUGCCGCCCGAUACUGACGACGGCAGGGGCGAUUGCGAUACGCACUGCCUGCUGUUCGGUCGCAGCUGCUCCCGCUAUCGGCGCCGGUUCUGGUUCUUCUCCGCUCUCUCGCCGGCUUUGCCUGGGGAUGAUGACCGCAUCGCUUCAGGCAGCGGCUGCCAGUUCCCGCCGCACUGCAAUCCGUGGCACGGCGAGGAUGCGCGGGGCCGGCGCGAGAUUCCGCCGCACGGCGUCGAUAGGAAGAGGGCAAGGCGGAGGUUGGAGGAAGCCGGGGGGAAGAUGGACGAGGAGGCGGAGGAAGCGGGGGAGGAGGGGGAGGAGAGGGGAAGGGGGGGAAAUGGGGAGGAGAGUGAUGGGAGGGAGACGCGGGUCAAACGGUGGAUGCGAGGGCCUGUGGGGCUGUAUGUCAGCGUGAUGUCCCCGCACUCAUCACUUCCGAACGAUAGCCUUCCGCACCUUACACGUGCGUCGCCCCCUCUCCUUCCAUCAUCCACUGAUGUAGCGGCUUCUUCUGACAAUACACCUGGUAACUCACCUGGUAACUCACCUGCUAAUUCACCUGCUAACACACCUGACAACCCGCCUAAGAGAAACACAGAUUCACCUGACAGCACCACCACUGCGAGCAACGCAUCUUCUUCCUCUCUCCCGACUCUCCCGCUCCUCUCCGCCUCAUCCCUUUACUUCGGACUCACUCCAUCAGUCGCCACCACUGCCACCACCACCCUCUCCGCCUUCCUCUCCCCCGUCAACCCCUACGACGGCCUCCCAAUCACCUCCCCACCCCCCGCUCCCACUGCCUUACCCCCGCUGCUGGUCCCUCACUCCCUGCGCGCCUCCGUUCCGCCAUCGCCCUUCCCCUUCUGGUUACUUGCGCCCAACGCCUCCCCCUCCCUCCUCGUCGCCUCUUUGCUCCCUUUGGAGGCGUCCGUGGAGAAUCAAGGGGCGUCCGCGCAGCCAUGGGCGGUGCUCUCUGCGCUGCUGCCCUUCCGCCACCUCUCCCUCCUCCUUUCCUCCCUCUCCCUGCCGCCAGGCGGGGCGCUGCUGCUGCUAUCCCAGCGUCCAAGGCCCUCUGCUUCCAUGGCUUCUCUGCACAGCCUUCUCUCUGUGCGCUCGUCUUCCCUCUCGUUCUUGCCUGGGCGGGACGGGGCUGGGCAGGCGGUGGGGGAGCGGAGGGGCAAGAGGGGGGAGCGGUGCGCGUGUGGACGGGCGGGCGCCGAGCAGAAGAGCCAGUUCAUGGUCAAUAUGAGCCACGAGCUGCGCACGCCGAUGGCGGGCAUCAUCGGGCUGAUGGACAUCCUGCAGUGCGACGACAACCUAACGGCGGACCAGCUAGACAUUGUCGCGCAGAUCCACCGCUGCGCCAUGGCGCUGCUUGGUAUCCUCAACAACAUCCUCGACCUCAGCAAGGUGGAGGCGGGGAAGCUGGAGCUAGCGGAGGAGAGGUUCAACCCAGCGAGGGAGCUGGAGGGGCUGGUGGACCUCUUUGCCGUGCAGUGCGCCUCCUCUGGCCUCGACAUUGCCCUCGACCUCGAUGAUGACCUGUCCACAGAAGUGAUAGGCGACGCGCCACGUUUCCGGCAGAUAUUCGCCAAUCUGCUGUCAAACGCCAUCAAGUUCACCCCGCAGGGCUGGAUCACCAUCCGUGGCUACACGCAGCAGCUCGGCGCCUACCGCUCUGCCGCUGAUCUAAUCCCCACUCCGCGCGCAUACACGCAGCCUGAGGCACCGCCUGGGUUUGGGUUUGACGCGGUGGGAGGCGGUGGUGGGGUGUGGCGGAAGGGCGGGGAGAGCAAGGUGCCUUCGUGCAGGUCGAUGGGUGCUGUGAGCGAGAGGAACGGUGGAAAGGGUAUCCACCCCUCCAUGUGGACACGUGUCUUUGAAUCAUUUGUCCAGGAAGACGAGUCUACAACUCGCGCCCACGGUGGCUCGGGCAUUGGGUUGAGCAUAGUGAAGGGUUUCGUGGAGCGCAUGGGCGGCUUCAUAGCCGUUGUUCCCAAGGAUACACCCGGCACGCGCUUCGCCUUCCACCUCUGCUUCCAACAUACGAACGACGGGGGCGAUCGGGUGGAGUCUGUUGCUGCUUGGAGCGCCGCUGCUGCUGCUGGUGUUGCUGGUGUUGCUGGUAAUAGCGGAGGGGAGGAUGAACUGGGGCAGAAUUGGCAGCAGCGGGAGCAACAGGAGGGGGCUGAGCAGGAGGAGGGGUUGGACGAGGAUACAGAGGAGCGGCUGCUUGUGCUCUUAGAGAUUGAGAAGCUGCCAGGCAUGGCGCAGACGCCUCCAGACGUGGCCAAGGUGCGUGCCUUCCUCACCAAGCUCCGCUCCUACCAGCCCAGCGGGGUCGUCUUUGCCUGGGUGCUCACUCCUGCCGCCGCCCCCUCCUUACGCUCCACCCUCCGCGGAUUCUCCGUAGUGAAACCUCUCCAUCCGGGGAAGCUGCAGCGCGUGUUGGGGCUUAUGGUGCGGGGGUCGCCUUCGGAAGGGGAUGCAGAGGCAGGGAUGGGAGUUGCUGGUGGCGCAGGGGACGGGGGUGCACUUGGCAGUGGAAGCGGCGCGUGCGGAGAAGCUAGAGGCGGUGUGGGAGGAGCUGCAGCGGACACACAGCACGGCGAGCACUGCCACUAA